AUUACUCUUGGUAUCUCUCUUUGGACUUAAAAUACUAAAACCUUGUAUACAAAUACAAAAUUAAAAUCUGUGUGUUAAUAUUUCUGAACACAUUUGAGUAUAUGGGAAGCAAUUAUUCAACCUCUUCACAAUAAAUUCAUCAGUUUUAGAACUAUAAAUCUUCAAAUGGACCAUUUGAAGCGUAUAAUAAUGAAAUGAUAUCUGAAUAUUUUCCUGACUUUUGAGAUACUUUCAGCAGGAUAGUGCUUCAAACGUGCUUCAGCUAUUUACAUGUGGUGACUGGUGAGUACCAAGGUGGACAGGACCAAUACCAAUCUAUUAUCACAUCUAACAGUGUUUGUGAUAAAUUCUUCAAAAUGACAACAGUGGAGUUAAAAGAUGAUUCAUUGUACCAAUAGAACCAUUGAAAAACUAUCUGUACAUCAUACAUGAUGAUAUUAAUCCUGUGACAUGAUAUAAUAAUGUGACAUGAAACAAUAAUCACUGAUUUCUCUACAAAAAGCGUAUUCAUUUUGAUGGCCAACACAAAAAUCAUUCAUUAAUUCCAAGCAGGCUGCUGGAGAAAUUUAUUCUUGUAAAAUAAAAUGUUUGCGCUCAGUGGUCUAUUGCCAGCCAAGUUUCUGUGGAUACCAUAUGUGUCAAUGGUUGGGUUUAUCCUCCUAGCACUCGUGAUUCACUUCAACAUCUGGCACUCGAAGAACCGCUACAAAUACCACAGACGCGCCAUCUAUGCAUCUCACCAAGAGCGGAUGCAAUUGAAAAAAGAGCUGCAAGAGCAAAGGAAUGAUGCAUGGCAAAGUUUCAAGCACCAAUUCAAACGAAGUUUGAGUAUUGGAAACUUUCCAAAAUAUCAUGUUCGAAUGGGGAUGUCCCGUAAAGUGCCCAAAAAUGACAGUUCAGUACAAGUGGCCCAGAGGCAACCAGAAACUUGCGCUUCUACCAGUAAUACUGAGGAUAUUGAUAGAGAUAGGUUUGAAACAAUUUGCGAAGAUGAACCUUUGUUGAAGGUAGAUACCAAGCCAAGUUAUUACCUAGGUAUGGAUGGAAGUGUUUGAACUUGGCUAUCAACUUACGUACAAUGUGAUAUGAAAAUAUUUUUCACGUAAAAUUUAGCUUACGCUGGAAUGAAAAAGUGGCAUAUAUUCCAUACAAAAACUUGAAACAAUUUCAAGUAUUUCUGCACAAAAAUAACCGAGGAUUUAAUGUUUUGCACAAAUUAUUAUAGCAAAUUAAAUAAUUUUAGAACAUGUUUUCCAACUGAACACAAAUAAAUGCAUGUCAUAUUGGAUCUAUCCAUGCAAAACAUAACAGAUUAACAGUGUUAUGGUAUCAAU
Molecule: messenger RNA, 1334 nt
Organism: Owenia fusiformis
Lineage: Eukaryota; Metazoa; Annelida; Polychaeta; Sabellida; Oweniidae
Source: the annotation of a GenBank genome assembly